Molecule: messenger RNA, 2418 nt
Organism: Priceomyces carsonii
Lineage: Eukaryota; Fungi; Ascomycota; Pichiomycetes; Serinales; Debaryomycetaceae
Gene: FGR34
Product: Fgr34p
Exons: 1
Coding region: 1-2418 (805 amino acids)
Source: RefSeq, a predicted model, not a curated record
AUGGACGUUCCUUUCCCUUUGUUCUUGAAAGUUAAGCAUUUGAAUCUUUCAGAAGAGGAGGAUAAACUUAUUGGAGAUGAAUACAUAGUAAAUGUGACUUUGAGGCAUAAAAUUAAAGAUAUAAAAAAUCUGGUUUGGAAAAAUUCAGAACACUUCGCCCUACGACCAUUAUUCUUGCACUUAGUCUAUGAAGAAAGAGAUCUAGAUGAUAAUGAGUGCCUUAGUGAUAUUCUACAAACAGCUCAAGUGAUCGGUGAAAGUUAUCAGAAUGUUGGACUCACUAUUGAUUAUACGUUAAUGCAUUCACCCUCAGUUCCACGGCGAGAUCCAGGAAUAGAAUUCUUUGAUUUGGUUGUACAGUGGUGGGAUGCAAGCGGAAAAUAUCAAGAAUCUACCUUCAGAGAAUCUUUGUACUCCUCAAUUGAUACAAUAAGAGACUACAUGAUAGAGAAAAGUGGAGGAUCACUCCAUAGUGGCAAUUUCAAAUUCCUCUUGACAUCAACAAAUGAAGUCAUUAAUGAUAACAGCCUCACACUUUCUCAGAUCCUCAAGAUAGAUGUUACACCAAUGAUACCAGUUAUUUUUAAAAUAGUUCCUGUACUGGGGAAUACUCAACGUUAUCUAAUCAAAAUUGAAUCACAUUUUCCAAGCUUACAGCAGGGAUCAAAUUUAUUUGAAAUUAAUCUGCGUACAACAGUCAAGGAGUUUAAAGAUCAGAUAAUAUACAGAAUGGAUCACAAUUCUGUUGCAAGAACGUUUUACGAUCAGAUUAGCUUGUAUUAUAAUACUCACUUAAUUGUGAGUCCAUAUGAGAAUGAUGCUUCUUGUCUAUAUGAUAUCCUAUCCUCGGAAAGAGAACGCUUACAGCCUGGAGAAGUUAUUUCAAUAAAUUUGGAAGUCUCUGAGAAUUUAAAUGGAUCAGGAGGUGUUUUGAGCAGGGAUUUUUGGAGAGACUUGAGGGCUCCUGGAAGGUUUGAGUUCUUACCUGCUGAAGGAAGUAAUAUUAAUACACAGACUUCAAGGCAAGGGAAUAGGCAAAGUCCUAGAAAGUUCUCUCCUUAUGAGCCCACUAGAAUAGUUCUUGCGGAUGGCAAUGAAUGGAAUUUGACUGGUGAGUCCUUUGACAGGAUACACUCAACAGGAGGCAACUCAAAGGACUUGUUGGUUUCGCAGCAUGAUAUUUCACCUAUUAUAUACGAUAUAAAAUUGAAUCUUGAGAACGAAACGCAAAGUGCCUCACUAAGCAGCUCACAAUGUUUUAUAGUGGACAACAGUAUGCAUCAACCAUAUUUACUCUUGAGCCCCUCAGGUGCAGCAAGGUUAAAUAAUACAUUCCAAGGCUCCGACAAAAGAUCAUUGAUGCAGCAAGUGAAAGUGUUGAUUCAUAAUGAUGGUCAAAAUGCGAUUGAUAAUACUCAGCAUCCUCAAUCCAACGAGGGCCUGGGAGGUAAUGCUGACGCGGCCGGUUUUAUUACUAACAUUUCUGUAUCAAUUAUUCGAGGGAUGAUAAGUUUUCUUAGUAGGAACCUCCAUGUCAUUAUUCCUAAUAUGUUCAAGGUUGUUUUUUUCGUAUAUGUCUUUGGUCUUAAUCAAAUACUUUUCAAAUUUUGGAAGCAAAAUAUUGUCAUAGUUUUGCUUUUAGGUGUUUUAUAUGUCUUGUUUUAUUCAAAUAGUUUCAUAUUGGACUGGAUAGAGGAAAGGAUAUGGCCAGAAAAUGAAGAUAUUGGCACAGUAUCAAGGACUGUUAAUAUCUUGUUAAGAACUACGUCUAGUACCUUGCGCUUCACUCAAAGCCUUCGAAUAAGACUCGCUGAUAAUGUCAUUGAAGCAUUGACGAAUCGGUUGAUCAAGCAUUCAGUAUCAAGGACAAGAGAUUAUGAAUAUUUAAUCAAAAAGAGAAGAUGGACAUUCACGGUUACAGAUAAUUUAAUUAAUCUUUGGAAGGACAUAAUUAUUCAAAUCUUGACUCUCUUUCCAUCAUUACAUUCAGAAAUUAAAAACAAGUUGAACGAGGAGAAGGACAUCGAGAUGAAUGAGUUAGAAAACCUUGUAAACCAUUUGGAGGAUAGAAUGCAUGAACAUUUAAUAAGAUAUAAUUCGAAACAUUCAACUGAUUUUCAGGUUACUUACCAUUCUAGCUACCGAGCUACGAAGGAAGAAUUAAAUUAUCUUGAUCGAAAUCUAGAUGAAGAUCUGGGUCAAGAUUUCGAUCCUCAUGUUAUGGAAAAACGUUAUCGGUUGUUAAUCUAUUGUUCCCGAAUAUUAGAGUCUGAUUUCGCCGACUUCGUGAAAGGCUUCGAAAGCGACUCUCGGGAAGACCAUUCCGCUAUUUCGGAGGAACUUCCCAUAGAAGAGAGGGAUCACCAGCUUGAUCAACAUCUGCUGGGUUUGGCAACCGGGAUACAAUUGCACGAGUAA